Molecule: messenger RNA, 2771 nt
Organism: Esox lucius (northern pike)
Lineage: Eukaryota; Metazoa; Chordata; Actinopteri; Esociformes; Esocidae
Gene: arhgef19
Product: Rho guanine nucleotide exchange factor (GEF) 19
Exons: 15
Coding region: 160-2367 (735 amino acids)
Biological process (GO): activation of GTPase activity; regulation of actin cytoskeleton organization
Molecular function (GO): guanyl-nucleotide exchange factor activity; protein binding
Source: RefSeq, a predicted model, not a curated record
CCUCUGUCCACCUUGUACAGGGACACAGACUCUUGGGACUCUCAGCCAAUUGGCUCCCCAGCCUCACCUGACUCUUUGUGGUUGCAGAGCUCAGACAUCUGUCGACCCCAGAGGAGGACAUCACAUGGCUCCCUCAAGGAAAAAUCCCUUCGGCGUAAGAUGCGAGUGUACUCACCAGACAGCCUAAGUGAUGAGUCUCUGGCCAGCCCCAUUCUGGAUGGCGACUAUCUCUUCCCAGGAUCCUUCGAUUCCUUCCUGGAGGAGGACUUUGGGGGAGACCCUGAAGACACCACAAGUCCCUUAUCAACAAGUGGCGCCAUAUACCCCCAAUCCCUCAACACAACAAAGACUCCACCACUGUCCACAGAGCCACUGCAGUUGUCAGAGGACUCUUCUAUCCUGAACUGUGGGGCUGUAGAUAAUUCCUCGGCCACCAGGGGGAGUUCCUUAGCCCGCUCUCAUACGGCAGAGAAUGAGCGCCGGCGCUUCUCGGCUUCUGAGCUGAUCUCAAGGCUGCAGCUGUCCCAGAGGAAGAACUCGUUCACUUUGAAAUUAGGAAAGUCGCUGUCGGCUCGCGUUGCUUCCCGCGAAAGGCAAACACCCAGUAACCUCAGCCCGAGCUCUGACUAUAAGUCUAAUUCCAGGCAACGCGGCUCAGGUGGUUCCAGUGACAGCGCCCCCCACAGCCCUGUAGGACCUGCGCCGCCCCUGCCCUCUAUCGACAACAACACACAACAGUAUCGACGAAGCACAGGAUUCACAAUCAAAAACAUGAAGAAGAAAUCCACUGAGGAGGAUUGGCGUACACCAUCCACAGUCAGCAACUCUAAUCGUCUGUCAAGAUUUCUCCCCAGUUUGAUUCUUUACCAGGAGUACAGUGACGUCGCAAUCAACCGAGAAAUCCAGAGGCAGCAGGGGGCAGAGCCAGGUGCUGAAGAGGAGGGGCUAAAGGAGGAAGGGGUUGGGGAGUCCCCAUCGCCGUCUAAUCUGUCUCCAUCCAGUUCCUUUCGCUCGUCACGUGGCUCUGCCUUCUCCUUGUGGCAGGACAUACCUGAUGUUCGGACCAGUGGUCAACUGGACAACUUCAGCAACGAGGAACGUAAACUACAGGAGGCCAAGUUUGAAUUGGUGACAUCGGAGGCAUCAUACAUUCGGAGCCUGACAAUUGCAGUGGAUCACUUUAUGCUGUCCCAGGAACUGGGGGAGUGUCUGGGAGCCCAGGACAGACAGUGGCUCUUCUCCAAACUCCCUGAGGUCAAAGAUGUCAGUGAGAGUUUCCUGCAGGACCUGGAGCACAGGCUAGAGGAGGAUAUAUUGCGUUUUGAUGUGUGUGACAUCGUCCUUGCCCACUGUCCUGCCCUUCGCAGGGUCUACCUCCCCUACGUGACCAACCAGGCCUACCAAGAACAGACCUACCAGCGCCUGUUACAGGAGAAUGCUCGCUUCCCAGGUAUCCUGGCUCGUUUGGAGGAAGACCCCAUCUGCCAGCGUCUUCCCCUCACCUCCUUCCUCAUCCUCCCCUUCCAAAGGAUUACACGUCUCAAGAUGCUGGUGGAGAAUAUCCUAAAGAGGACGACACCAGGUUCUAGGGAUGAGGACACAGCCACUAAGGCCUUCAAUGAACUGAAAAAGAUUAUAAAAGAAUGUAACUCCAGUGUCCAAUCAAUGAAGAGGAUGGAAGAGCUUAUUCAUCUGAAUAAGAAGAUCCACUUUGAGGGCAAGUCUCGCUGGUUGGUCAAACAUGGGGAACUGAUGGAGGUGGACACGCAGACCAUGAGUAUUUCUGGGUCAAAAUUCAAGUUGCCCACAAGGCCUGUGUACCUUCAUCUGUUUAAUGACUGUCUUCUGCUGUCCAGGAGGAAAGACACAUGGAAGUUCAUGGUGUUUGUGCACGCUAAGAUUGGGCAGCUGAAGGUGAAGGACCUGAGUCAGAAGCUCCAUGGCAUAUCAGGGUUCAUCUUCCAUCUGCAGCUCUGUGAGGGUCAGCAGCUCAAACACCAGAUUCUGCUUAAGGCCAAUACAGAGAGUGGGAAACAGAGAUGGAUCACAGCCAUGUUUCCUUCCGAUUCAUUGGAAGAUAUUGAGCAGGCCAGUGAAAAUGAUGAUCUUUCCCAAGUUCAAUGCAUUAAGAGCUACCAGGCGCAAGAGCAUGAUGAGCUAACUUUGGAGAAGGCUGAUAUCCUUCAAGCCAAGACUAUUACAAGUGACGGCUGGGUGGAGGGCAUUCGGCUGUCAGAUGGGGAGCGGGGCUGGUUCCCCAAAACCAAUGUAGAGGAGAUCACAAGUCGCAGUGCGCGUCUCCGCAACCUUAGAGAAAACAUCCGGAUCAAGUGUGUCACACAAAAACUGGAGGAUGAGUUCUUUUAACUGUUUUCUCCAUCCUGCAGGUUUCAUUUAUGGUUGGAAUGUCCAAGCGUAACAGUGCGGAAAAUGUCAAUGUAAACUAUCUAUAAGACAAAGCUUUCAUAUAAAACCAGUUUCUCAAUAGUGGAACAGUUUUAGUUGAUUCUGUUUGUGGGAACUUUUUUUAGUCUGCAGGUCCUCAAAGAGCACACUUUUUCUGGAAUAUCUUGAAAAUGAGCACUAUGAUUAAGCAAUGUAGUUAUCCAUUGGAAACACUCAAUUUGUGACAUACUGUAAAAAAACUCUGACCAAACAAAAUAUUACCAUCUACAUGAAGAUGUACACAAUUCCAUUGGCACAUCUGUAUGUGUGUGUGUGUGUGUGUAUAUAUAUAUAUAUACACACACACAGUGGAUAUAAAAAGUCUA